AUGAGACCUGUGGAUCGUGUGCAAGUGGAUCAGACAGCUGUAACACGACAUCCGGGCAUUGUCAGGGUGAACCCAGAUGCAUGCCGGGACAUUCUGGUCUGAAAUGUAAAACAGAAUGUGCGAAUGGUUUUUGGGGCGGGGACUGUGCUUUGGAGUGUGGUAACUGUUAUAACGGGAGUGUAUGUAACAAGACGUCUGGGGAAUGUCCCGUUACCCUGGGGAAUUCAUCGUGUGCACCUGGAUACGUGUAUACAGACAUAACGUGUCUCACCCCGUGCGAAUCCGGAUCAUGGGGAGACAACUGCUCCCAGCAAUGUAACCAAGGCUGUGGAACACCAUGUAACAUUACCAAUGGGUUAUGUCAGAGAGGAUGCCCUGACGGCUUUGUGGAUGACAACUGUAAAGCAGUCCCAAUUUCAAACAUGAUGGUCGGGAGAGUCGCAGGGGGCGUGACUGGUGUUCUUGUAGCUUGUGCCGUUGUUGUUGCAGUAAUCAUCAUUUACAGGAGGCGUCAUCCGUCAACAAGUAAGGCACAGGCCCACGUUUCCCUGUCAGUGAGGACAAUGGGUGACAUUCAACCAGAUGUCGAGGAUCAACAGAGCAAUAGAGAAUAUGAAGCAGAGGACCCGGAAGUUCACGUAGCCCCAGAGGAUCCCGAGGCAACAACGUACGAGAAUCACUUGAGCACGUCAGUUCCUGUAGAGGAAUUCUGGGACUACAUCCAAGAGAAAAUGGCAGCCGAUGGUUUCAAAGCCGAGUUCAUGAAAUUUCCAGCCGGACUCCAUGCUAAAGCUGAAGUGGCAAACCUUCCAUACAACAAGGCUAAAAGUCGCUACAAGAAUCUUGUCGCAUAUGACCACUCUCGUGUCGUCUUGAGACUCCAUGGACCCAAUGACAAAUCGGAUUACAUAAACGCCUGUUACAUUGACGGUUACAACCAGCCUAAGAAAUUCAUCGCCUCUCAAGGUCCUACCGAUCUCAUCAUAAACGACUUCAUGCGCAUGCUCUGGGAACAGAACGUGGGUAAAAUUGUCAUGGUGACAAAUCUGAUCGAAGCAACUAAGAUGAAGUGCAAACAGUACUGGCCGGGCGAAGGCUGUUCGCGGUUUGGUGUCAUUGAGGUUACCCUGCUUGACGAGGAGAUAUAUGCGAAUUACGCAAUUAGAACACUGGAGCUAAGUCACACAAAGGUGAAAAACAAGACGAAGAUUCUCAAACAGUUUCACUUCUCGGCUUGGCCAGAUCACGGGGCACCUUCCGAUGCCACAAUUCUGCUUGACUUUCGAGAUAAGGUUCUGGAGUACAACUCGACUUUACCUGGACCAAUUCUCGUCCAUUGCAGUGCUGGGAUUGGACGCACGGGAACGUUCAUAGCUCUGGAUUACCUGAUCAAUCAGGCUAAAGAAGAGAAUGUGGUGAAUGUGCCGGCCUGUGUGAUGAUUCUGAGACAGCAGCGGGUCAACAUGGUGCAGACACAGGAACAGUACGAGUUUCUACACGCAGCCCUGGGAGAAGCCUUGGAAUUCAGCGACAGUUCAAUUCCAUCUGUGAACUUUACCACCGUGUACUCUGACCUUUGCACUGUCGACCCCGAGACCGGACAGUCCAAGAUGGUCGCACAGUUUGAGGUCCUCCGGGAACUCUCACAACCCGCGAACAAGAUGCAAGUGGAAUCCGCCAGACAUCCGGACAACAUUUCCAAGAACAGAUACUCCAAAUUUUUAGCCCUUGAUAGCUGCAGGCCAUACCUGUCCACGCCAGUGUCCGACUGUAACGACUACAUCAAUGCUGUGUAUCUUCCGGGAUACAAACAGAAGAGGGGUUUUAUCCUAACUCAGACUCCUCUACCCAACACGGUCGUGGAUUUCUGGCGUCUGGUCUAUGAUCACAAAGUCAGUACCAUCAUCAUGUUGGACCGCGUGAAAACAGGGGAUAAGAAUGUUGGGGUGUAUUGGACAGAUAGGAAGGAAACGUUUAAACCGUUCGAGAUGGAGGUGACAGAUGUUGUCCAGAGAGCGGAAUUCUCCACUUGGACUUACGAACUGAGCCACAAAGACAAGAAAGCACCUCAGCCCAUCAAACAAUUCCGCUGCCCAUUUUUCACGAGUGAACCAACACUGGAGACUAUACCAACGCUUUUGACUGUACUGCAGAGUGUUGACAUGUGGCGAGAUAAGGCUGGCGACGGACCUGUACUGGUUCAUUGCAGGGAUGGCGUGACAAAGAGUGGGUUGUUCUGCGUGGUUUGGACUGUGCUAGAAAGACUGAAGGUUGACCAGAACGUCAAUAUCCUACAGACUAUAAAGCAGAUGAGGAACAACAGACCGGAGAUUAUAACAGAUGUGGGUCAGCUUAACUUCAUCCACCAGGUCGUUAUGGGAUAUCUGGACAACUUCCAAACCUACGCUAAUUUCAGACCAAUGACAACAGAUUUGGAGGCGAUGUAAAAUAAGUUCAGCAAAGAUUCCACUAAUAGUUUCUACGCUAUGACUGGAUUAAUCAAAACUGUUUCUUAUUUCCAUUCGCCAAACUUGCUGUGGCCUCAGUGCUGUAUAAUUGUGUAACUUUAUGCCAUAACUGAUGAGCUUUUAUGUCAAUGGUUUGUCACUGUUGAUUCUGUUGGUGUUGAUUAAAACUGUGUUGUGUUGGGCUUGCUGCUCACUUUGUUGUUGUUGUAAAGGUAGGGGUUUAGGACGUGAAGUUUGUGUUGUAACUGUUGUGAAAAUGCGUUCAAAUCAUGACUAUUGUGUGCUUAUCGCUGUAAAUAUGCUUUGUUCCUGUAACGGUCAUUUAGAUGAUUAAGUUUUUGAGUUAAUAAUGCGGUUUCUAGGUCAUGAUGAUAGUGCUAUGUUUGGUGUAAAUUUACGCUUUUUAGAUCAUGAUGAUUGUGUUAUUGAUUUAGUAAUACACUUUUUAGGUCAUGAUCAUAGUGUUUUGAUUGGUGUAAGUUUUCGUUUUCAGAUCAUGAUCAUAGUGCGGUGAUUGGUGUAAAGUUACUUUUGUAGGUCGUGAUGACUGUGCUGUUAAUAAAGUCAUGAUAAUAGUUAUGUUAAUGGUGUAACUUUACUGUUUAUAGGUCUUUUUUAUGCUUAUAUUGCUACGAAAUUUUCGGGUUUUGGUUAUUUUUGUUUUUCUCAUAAAUGUACGAUUUUGAAUGUUUUAUUGAUUUGAAACUCUGAUUAUAUAACAAAUUAGUUAUGCCGUCAUCACCGUAAAUGUAUUGCUUAGGUUGAAAGGGGAAGAAAACAUAACAAUGAUGUCAAAAUUAGAUGGAAGAGCGUUAAAAGUUAUCUGCAAAUAUGGUCUUACAAUAUUUUUUUGUAUGCUGGGUGUGUGGGACCACCUUUUGGUAUUUAUCGUUACAUAAUAAUGUGCUAAAUAAGGAUGUGAUGCCUGUCUAAUACAUUUACUUGACUUGUUGUUUAUAUCCGAACACACACAC
Molecule: messenger RNA, 3442 nt
Organism: Liolophura sinensis
Lineage: Eukaryota; Metazoa; Mollusca; Polyplacophora; Chitonida; Chitonidae
Product: receptor-type tyrosine-protein phosphatase mu-like
Exons: 21
Coding region: 81-2447 (788 amino acids)
Biological process (GO): protein dephosphorylation
Molecular function (GO): protein tyrosine phosphatase activity
Source: RefSeq, a predicted model, not a curated record